Messenger RNA from Sinocyclocheilus rhinocerous, 991 nucleotides. RefSeq names its product partner of NOB1 homolog (gene pno1). Lineage: Eukaryota; Metazoa; Chordata; Actinopteri; Cypriniformes; Cyprinidae. Gene Ontology annotation, molecular function: RNA binding. The coding region runs from base 86 to 835 and encodes 249 amino acids. The transcript has 7 exons. The record is from RefSeq and is a predicted model, not a curated record. Gene Ontology annotation, cellular component: nucleus.
UCCUUUCUGUCUGUAACAUGGCAGAAGCCACAUGUUCGUGGUAAACAUCUCUGCUGAACUGUAGUGUCUAAAAGCUCUUUUCACGAUGGAGUCGGUAUCAAACACGCCGGCGGAGGUGAGCGCUACUAUGGACUGUGAGGGAAACACAGACGCGUUUGAGAAAGUCAAAUCAAAGAAGAGUCACAAACGGAAGCGGCACGCGGCUGAAGUGGACAUGCAGCCCGAGGAGACCGUAGCGGCCAAGAGACCGCAGUUCCCGGCUUUAUCAGGAGCCCAGCUCACGGGAGGCGCAGUUGAGAUGCGGAAGGUGCCGGUUCCCGCUCACCGUUACAGUCCUCUGAAAGAAAACUGGAUGAAGAUUUUCACCCCCAUCGUGGAACAUCUGCAGCUCCAAGUGCGAUUCAAUCUCAAAACCAGGAACGUGGAGAUUAAAACGUGCAGAGAAACGUCAGACAUCGGCGCUCUGACCAGAGCUGCUGACUUUGUGAAGGCGUUUGUUUUAGGCUUUCAGGUGGAGGAUGCUCUGGCUCUGAUCAGAUUAGAUGAACUGUUUCUGGAAACGUUUGAUGUCACAGACGUUAAACCUCUGAAGGGAGAUCACUUAUCCAGAGCCAUCGGCAGGAUAGCAGGGAAAGGAGGGAAAACCAAGUUCACCAUUGAGAACGUGACAAAAACCAGGAUUGUGCUCGCAGACACGAAGGUUCAUAUUUUGGGAUCUUUCCAGAAUAUCAAAAUGGCACGAACAGCAAUCUGCAACCUAAUUCUCGGAAGUCCUCCAUCAAAGGUGUAUGGCAACAUUCGGGCGGUGGCGAGCCGCGCAGCCGAGAGGUUUUAACACAGCUAAUGGACUGAUGCAGAAAUGAUUUACAUUAUCAGUGCCAUAUUGGCUUGUAUAUGUGUAUGAAUAUGGUGACUGAUGUGAGCGCCAGUGGACGGCCGAUUUCUCAAGCAGUGGAGCUUCAGAUAAUAAACACUUCAUUAAUGGAAAUCA